CCUCGCACUUCAGUUCGCGCGUGUGUGAGGAUUCAAACGGUUGCUCUUCGUUUCUCACUACACUCGCGUCGGAACUGCACCGCGUCUAGUGAAUCCUUACGGGUAAUUUAAACAAGACUGAGAAAACAUUUCCCUUCAAUGAAAAGCGCGUUUUGCAGUGGGAUGUCGUGCGCGAGAUGAUGUUUUCUCUGUGAGGGGAUUUUCGCUUUAGAAGCUCCUCAACCCAGAAGGAUGCUGGUGGGAAAUGCCUGUCGACAGAGAGGACGAGAUUUGUCAAAAAGCGCUAGAACUCUUGUCAGACCUUUGUUCUAAGGGGGAGGUGCAGAAUGAAAACUGUUUGGAUUUCAUUUAUUAUUUCCGAGACCUUGCCAGACCGAGGUAUCCGGACUCAGACAUAUCUGUGAGCCUCCUGUCAUUGGUGGUGACUGCCUGUGGCUUGGCCCUGUUUGGCGUUUCUCUCUUCGUUUCAUGGAAAUUGUGCUGGAUUCCAUGGCGCGAGCAAGGCCUCUCUCCUGGCACAAAGGAGCGACAUCCAGACCCACCACACCCUCCUCCUCCACCCCUCCAACCCCAGACCAUCUACACAGAGGUGGAUGCCGCCCUCGACCGCCGAAAUAACGUACGGGGUUCUGUGGUCAAGGAGACCACGAUGCCGCCCACUCCGGUUUCUCCAGUUGUUCCGGCAUCUCCACCUGCUAUGCCUGUGCCUGAGGCAGCACUCAAGAUAAGCCACACAUCACCUGAUAUUCCACUAGAAGUUGAGUCCAAGACCCAAGAGAAUGGUGUCCAUGGCAACGCACGCAUGCAGAGGCAAAUCACGGAUCCCUCCUCAACCUGUGUCAGGCAAAGUUCAAUUCGGCGUCAGAUGAAUCAGUCUAACCCUGACUUCACAGUGACUCAGUUCCAGAGGCAGGACUCUCUGACAGGCAUGUGUCUGGGCCAGCUAAAGCCAGAACUCUACAAACAGCGAUCUCUGGAUGGCGAAGACAACCGAAGCAGUCGGGUGGGCAGCUGUGGACUCCUCCACUUUAUUCUUAAAUAUGACUGUGACCUGGAGCAGCUCAUUGUCAAGAUCCACCGAGCUCAAGACCUCCCUGCCAAGGACUUCUCUGGGACCUCUGACCCAUAUGUGAAAAUCUACCUUCUCCCAGACCGCAAAACCAAGCACCAAACUAAGGUGCACCGUAAGACUUUAAACCCGGUGUUUGAUGAGGUCUUCCUUUUUCCUGUGGCAUAUGCAGAUCUGCCCACAAGAAAGCUGCAUUUCAGCGUCUAUGAUUUUGAUCGUUUUUCACGCCACGAUAUUAUUGGGCAGGUGGUAGUUGACAACUUUUUGGACCUAGUGGACUUUCCCAGGGAGACCAAACUCUGCAGGGACAUCCAAUAUGUGUCUUCGGAUAAUGUGGAUCUAGGCGAUUUGAUGUUUUCUCUGUGCUACCUUCCUACUGCCGGACGUCUCACCAUCACCAUGAUCAAAGCACGAAAUCUGAAAGCCAUGGACAUCACUGGAGCUUCAGAUCCUUAUGUGAAGGUUUCUCUGAUGUGUGAUGGGAGAAGAUUGAAGAAGAGAAAAACUUCUACCAAGAGGAACACUUUGAACCCAGUGUACAAUGAGGCCAUAGUGUUUGAUGUUCCUCCAGAGAACAUUGACCAAAUCAGCCUUCUCGUAGCUGUUAUGGACUAUGACCGUGUAGGUCACAAUGAGGUCAUAGGUGUGUGUCGAAUAGGCAAUGAUGCUGAGGGUUUGGGCAGAGAACACUGGAAUGAGAUGUUGACUUACCCACGCAAACCCAUCGCACACUGGCACCCUCUCGUCGAGUAUCACAGUACCGGAGGAGGAAGCCAGGGGGGCUCUUGCAAUUCUCUAAAGGCUCCUCCAUCUCCAUAGCCUGAGGUCCAUGGUCUCAUCUACAGGCCAACAGCAGGAGAGCAUUCCUGCACAAGAUGCUCUGGGAUCCAGAAAUACAGAGAGGUUCACAGAUGGCACAACAUGUUCCUCUACCUGUGCACCUGGAAUCUUCCACUGCAUGGGACACUUGAUUGUUUUAGCUGCAUGUUGAGUGGUCACAUACUGUACGGUUAUUUUGUGCUACUCAUGGUGAAAUGGAAAAGAAAACUUGUGGGAAAAAAGUGGAAAAGAGUAUUUUUAUGUCAUUCUCUGAGUUUCAAUUCCAAUGUUUUUUUAAAUCAGUCUCUGUACUUGUUUUUAAAUGGAGUGUCGAUGUGUCACUCAAUGCUCUUGAGGUCAAAAUGUUGAUUUCCCUCCCACAGUGCAUGGGUGUGUGUUUCAGUGUGGUACAGUUCAAGAUGUUCUCUGUGGAUUUUGUCAAAAAGCAAAUGUGGUGAAUUGUUUACAGACUUUGCAAGUAAAAUGUUACUUCUCAUGUUAUUAAACAUCUAUUUCUUACAAAACCAAUGCAGCGUUUUUCAGUUACUCCUCUGUAUAUUCAGCAUGAUCUCAUUAGUUACUGUACGAAUUUGUAUGUUAAGUGUGGUUCUAUCUCUUUUUAGCUAGCACAUUUUCGUACGUUUGUAUAGUAAAGUACAAUAUCAACAUAUUUUACAGCUUCUAAAACCAUGAACAUAUGAACAACUUUAGAGAUGUACAAAACGUUUAUGAAUAUUUACGGAAUGUUUACGAAUCCUUUGAGGUUCAAAGAAUAUUAAACUCAUGGAAAUAACAGGUAGAUGUUAUUGUCUUUCUAAUAAACCCACAUGAACGCAAAGUAU
Molecule: messenger RNA, 2730 nt
Organism: Myxocyprinus asiaticus (Chinese sucker)
Lineage: Eukaryota; Metazoa; Chordata; Actinopteri; Cypriniformes; Catostomidae
Product: synaptotagmin-9-like
Exons: 7
Coding region: 245-1888 (547 amino acids)
Biological process (GO): cellular response to calcium ion; regulation of calcium ion-dependent exocytosis; calcium-ion regulated exocytosis
Cellular component (GO): membrane; dense core granule
Molecular function (GO): calcium ion binding; phosphatidylserine binding; SNARE binding
Source: RefSeq, a predicted model, not a curated record